This is a messenger RNA of Herpailurus yagouaroundi (jaguarundi), 2822 nucleotides long. Its product is annotated as toll-like receptor 2. The annotation marks the transcript as partial. The transcript is spliced from 2 exons. Gene Ontology annotation, biological process: toll-like receptor signaling pathway; immune response; inflammatory response. Gene Ontology annotation, cellular component: plasma membrane; signaling receptor complex. NCBI's taxonomy places the organism in Eukaryota, Metazoa, Chordata, Mammalia, Carnivora, Felidae. Gene Ontology annotation, molecular function: protein binding; triacyl lipopeptide binding; transmembrane signaling receptor activity. The record is from RefSeq and is a predicted model, not a curated record.
UUCUGGAUGAUACUAGUUGGGUAACUGGCUACUGGGAUUGCGAAAUCUUCCUCUGUGCUUCGGGAAUUCCCACGCGGGGGCCGCUACCAAUCUCGGUUCUGUUUUCCCUCCCAGCGCCCUCGGCGGACUCGGGCCGCCUCGGGUGGGCCGCAACCUCAGUCGAGGUCACCUGAAGCAGCCCGGGGCCAAAGGCGGCCGCGACGGCGCGCGGCCCCACGGCCUCUCCUCCGCUGCGCGGCGGUGUGCUCAGCGACAGAAGGUUCCCGCACCCGGCGAGGACGCGCGCCCGCCGCGCGCACGUUUUCUUUCGCUCCCGGCCUCGGCCCAGGCGCGUCGCAUCCGGAGGCCGCCAGGAGACGCGGCCCCGGGCGGCUCCGCCAUCUCCCGGGUACGUCGGGCCUUUCUUGCCGCGCCCGAGAGCGCGCUCUGCUGGCGUCCUCGCUCCGCAGCCCUCAGCCGGGGUGCGCCGGGGAUCCCUGCUUUCCUCUCGGUUGCACACGGGGCGCUAGGACGCCGACGCUCCCGCGGCCCCAGCCUGAGCGCCACCCUCCACUCCGAGCCCUGACGACUAGGGUCAGGUUGAAUUACUGGACUGGACAAUGUCACAUGUUUUGUGGACAGUAUGGGUCUUGGGGGCUGUAACCAGCCUCUCCAAGGAAGUGGCCCCUCAUCAGACUUCUCUGUUCUGUGACUCCACGGGCAUCUGCGAGGGCCACUCCAGAUCUUUAAACUCCAUCCCUUCAGGACUCACGGCGGCUGUGAGAAGCCUUGACCUCUCCAACAAUGAGAUCACCUACAUUGGCAACAGUGACCUGCAGGGCUGUGUGAACCUCAGGGCUCUGAGGCUGGAGUCUAAUGAAAUUAACACGAUAGAGGAAGAUUCUUUUUUUUCCCUGGGGAGUCUCGAACAUUUGGACUUAUCCUAUAAUCACAUAUCUAAUUUAUCAUCCUCGUGGUUCAGGCCCCUUUCUUCCUUGAAGUUCUUAAACUUGCUGGGAAAUCCUUACAAAUCACUUGGGCAAACACCUCUUUUUUCUCAGCUCACAACUUUGCAAAUUCUGAAAGUGGGAAAUAUUUACAGUUUCACUGCGAUUCAGGAAAAGGAUUUUGCUGGGCUGACUUUUCUUGAGGAACUUGAGAUUGAUGCUUCAAAUCUCCAGAAGUAUGAUCCAGAGAGUUUGAAGUCCAUUCAGAACAUCAGCCAUCUGGCCCUUCGUAUGAAACAGCCUGAUUUGCUGCUGGAGAUUUUUGUAGAUCUUUUAAGUUCUGUGGAACAUUUGGAACUGAGAGAUACUCAUUUGAACACUUUACAUUUUUCAAAAGCAUCCAUCAAUGAAACAAAUACGUCGAUUAAAAAGUGGACAUUUAGAAACGUGAAAAUCACUGAUGGAAGUUUUAGCGAACUUGUAAAACUGUUGAAUUACGUUUCUGGAGUGUUAGAAGUAGAGUUUGAGGACUGUACUCUCCAUGGGCUUGGCGACUUUGACGUAUCUGACAUGGGCAAAAUUGGAAGUGUAGGUGGGAUAGAGACAUUAACAGUACGGAGGUUGGUCAUUCCAUACUUCUACUCGUUUCAUGAUCUGAGUAGUGUGUAUUCACUUACAGAAAGAGUUAAAAGAGUCACAGUAGAAAGCAGUAAGGUGUUUCUGGUUCCUUGUUUACUUUCACGACAUUUAAAAUCAUUAGAAUAUUUGGAUCUCAGUGACAAUUUAAUGGUUGAAGAAUACUUGAGAAAUGCAGCCUGUGAGCAUGCCUGGCCCCUCCUACAAACCUUAAUUUUAAGGCAAAAUCGUUUGAAAUCAUUAGAAAAAACCGGAGAAACUUUGCUUACUCUGAAAAACUUGAUUAACCUUGAUAUUAGUAAGAACAGUUAUCUUUCUAUGCCUGAAACUUGUCAGUGGCCAGAAAAGUUGAAAUAUUUGAACUUAUCCAACACCAGAAUAUACAGCUUAACCCGAUGCAUCCCCUGGACACUGGAAAUUUUAGAUAUUAGCAAUAACAAUCUCGAUUCAUUUUCUCUGACUUUGCCACAACUCAAAGAACUUUAUAUUUCCAGAAAUAAGUUGAAGACUCUACCAGAUGCCUCCUUCUUACCCACGUUACAGGUCAUGAGAAUCAGCAGAAAUGCAAUAAACACUUUCUCUAAGGAGCAACUUGAUUCUUUUCAAAGACUGACGACUUUGGAAGCUGGUGGCAACAAUUUCAUUUGCUCCUGUGAAUUCCUGUCUUUCACGCGGGAGCAGCAAGCACUGGCCCAGAUCCUGACCGACUGGCCACACAAUUACCUGUGUGACUCUCCAUUCUAUGUGCGGGGCCAGCGGGUUCAGGACACCCAUCUCCCAGCUUCUGAAUGCCACAGGGCAGCUCUGGUGUCUGUCGUGUGCUGUGUCCUUUUCUUGUUGAUCCUGCUCACGGGGGUUCUGUGCCACCGUUUCCACGGGCUGUGGUACCUGAAAAUGAUGUGGGCUUGGCUCCAGGCCAAAAGGAAGCCCAGGAAAGCUCCCCAGCGGGACCUCUGUUAUGACGCCUUUGUGUCUUACAGCGAGCGGGAUUCCCACUGGGUGGAGAACCUUAUGGUCCAGGAGCUGGAGCACUUCGACCCUCCCUUCAAGUUGUGUCUUCACAAGCGGGACUUCAUUCCCGGCAAAUGGAUUAUCGACAACAUCAUCGACUCCAUCGAGAAGAGCCACAAAACCAUCUUUGUGCUUUCUGAAAACUUUGUGAAGAGUGAGUGGUGCAAGUAUGAGCUGGACUUCUCCCACUUCCGUCUGUUUGAUGAGAACAACGAUGCUGUCAUUCUCAUUCUUCUGGAGCCCAUUGAG